Molecule: messenger RNA, 1641 nt
Organism: Clonostachys solani
Lineage: Eukaryota; Fungi; Ascomycota; Sordariomycetes; Hypocreales; Bionectriaceae
Source: the annotation of a GenBank genome assembly
AUGGACAACUUACCACGAAUCGGCUCACUGGGCCCUCCCCAGAACACUAAUCUGCCUUGGGUUCAGUGGACAGAGAUUAACGCCGUAAAUGACAACGCCCGCAACAGAAACAUAGCUUGGAAGAUAUAUCUCGUAUAUCUUCGUGAAGGCUCAUCCUGGGAAGCUAGAAGCCACCAAGAAAUACGGCAUUAUUUCCUCGUCGCACGUGCCUAUCGCCAAGCGCGAGGUGCAUGGAGUAGUCCCAGCCCGACCCAACUCUGGCGGUCCGCAAAUUUAUGCGAGGAGAACUGGACUGUGGCUCUAGGCCACUUUCUCAUAGCACAAUAUCCCACACAUGAACGACUCUUGUUCUGGGCUUCUAACCGCCGAGUCUACCCAGCAGUCCAUGAGGGCGUGCUUAGGCCCAGGACGGAUGAGACGAUAAACAGGACGAGUGGGCCUGGUCCUCGGACGGCCGAUGGCACAGAUAACCUUGUCUCGUUAGGUGUGGAAUCAUACUACUCAAGGAUUCCACCUAUAGUUGCCCAGUUUGAGGUUUCAGAGAAUGCCUCCCAGCCCCUAGCACUUGAAAGGGGCUUACGGGAAUCAGAGAGCGGAAGUCUGUCUGAUGGCAUCUCGCCUGAAGGAAACUCGGCAAAUACAACGGCACCAGGGCCAUCACCAGGUCUGGAGCUAGAGCUUGAAGCAGACCCAGAAGUAGAGCUAGAAGAUGAUGAACACCGGCCGUUGGUAGCAAUACGAUACUCUGGACAACAUGGCAUAUCUAGUCGGAAUGGGCGCCGAUCGCCAUCAUAUCACACAGCAUACUCACCAGCCUCAGUUCUCAACAACGCUUUAAGAGGCUUAGAGUCUGAAUUCGAAGAAUAUGAUAGCAAGGCAGCCAUUAGUCCCCGCCCGCCCACCCCGCGACUAUCUCAUCAUGAGUCUCAACCUGUGGACAUGGACGGUGAAUUUACUAGACAUCCUGAUGUCCAGUUUCGCCAAAAGAUUUCAGAACUGAUCCACACGGUUAAAGGCGAUGUUGACAAGCUGUCACAUGAGAUAUUCGUGCACAGGCGAGCAGCAGCAAAUCGACGAGCAGACAUCCGAGGCGAUGUAGCAGACAUCCGAAACGAUGCAGCAGAGUUGAGGGGAAAUUUUAACAAUUUUAGGACCAAGACCCUAAAUACCCUCGAAGGUAUUACGAAAAGAGUUACCUUGGUCGAGCAAUUAGCUGCUGGCCUUUGUCAGAACCAAAUCGCCGGUUCCAUGAACAGCCUCGACGAGGGCAAUAAUGGCGAUACUUCUCCAAUCCCGAGCCACGCAGAGAUGUAUACUAUGAUAUCGGGCAUUAAAGAAAAGAUUGCGACAUUGCUGGUCGUAGCCAGAGCGCCUGAUCCGAGAGUGGCACAAAUCCAGCGAUCUCUCAACACCACCCAGGGGUACUUUGAACAGUGCUUACGGGAGAUGGAGAAGGAUAUCUGGGAUUUAAAAAGGAAGCACGAGGCAGACACGCUCACUAUCGAUGAUCUGAAGCGGCAAAUAACAACACAGCUUCAGAUUAACGCAACAAUGAUGGAGACACUGCAUUCCAUGGAGAAACGAGUGGGCCAGCAGCUGCGUGCCUUAAACGCUAGGCUCGAGAUGCGACAGGGCGAAUAA